UCAAUUUGAUAAAGCUUCAAACAAGAAGAUGUCAUACCCAGAGUUGGAUUGGCGCACGUCCUUCCAAGAGCAAGUCAAAACGAGAAAAAGUCUCUUUGAAAUUGCCUUAGCACCCCGGAAAUCAGUGAGACCUUCGCAAGAAUCAACCGCUUCAAGUCAAACGGAAAUAUGUCUCCCGAAAACAUUCAAAUUUCAAUUUAUUCAAGAACUUCACGUUUACCUGCGGGAGCCGAAAGAACUUGAAGCGCUACUUCAGGAGGCUCAUAUCAAAAUUGAUCAUUUGCACGAGCUUGAAUCGCGUCCGCAGCUUAUUUCAAGCAAAUCCUUCCUACCGCUGGAAUGGUUCGACGACUUUGAGUAUGAUCCAAUGUCGCCGGAACGGUGGCUCUCCAUUGAAAACCUACAAGGAUUUGCGCUGGUUCAGGACAGCGAAUCGCUACAAUGGGCAUGGAGGUUGGUAACAGUGGUUGAUUAUGACAUAAGUGCCUUCCUGUGGACUGUUCAGGGCAGUUUUGAAACCUGGAAGGUUCCACGUAUCAGAUUGUACAUUGUCCAUGAGGACCCGGUGUGUUUCUGUGAGCGAAUCGGUUCAGCCCUAAACAGUCGGAGUGACGCCGAAAACCGUCUUAGAUUCUACUAUCUGCGGCAGUUGGUGGAUGUGGAAGGGUACUUUGACCUCUCAAGUGACAUGGCAGAACGCUUCUCCAAAAAGUCCAGCGAGGAUGCUUUGGCAGCAUUCAAGUUCCUGUUCCGAAAGUUUCAAAUCAUGCUGUCGUUGAACAUAUGCCUGGUACAGAAUGAGUGGCUGAAUAUUAAACCUAUUCCGGGUGUAGUGGAGCGGAUUCCACCAUCACGCGUAGACAACGUUCGCAACCUAUACAGCUUCGAGUCGUCGUUCAGCUUAAUCAAGAGAAUUAUCAUGUUCAGUCAUCCGGCAGUUUCAAACGCGCUCGAACAGGUCCAUCGUGAGUGUGAAAAAGUGCGGGAGCUGUCCCUGUUCUCGUUAGAUUCCAGUGAUCCCAUCACCCUUGCUGAGUUCAAAACUACCAAUGAAGCCCAGCUGGUGAAGACGAUGCGGUAUUUAAAGAACAACUGGAUCGAAAAAACUACAAUGCAGGUCCACCAAAAUCUCCUCAAAGCCGGAAGAGGCUGGUUCGACGUUGCAGUGGACGAUUGGACAGUCUACCAGUCAAUGAAGCUUUAUCGGCUCACGGAACAGAUAAAGUACAGAAUGCAAACCGCUCUACGGGACUUGGUUCUAAGCUCAACCGACGCGUACUUUCAUCGCUUGUGUGAUCCCUGCGUGUUGGCUCUAACGAUUGAGGAAGACUACAUUUGGGAGGAGAAUUUGAUAGAUUCUCCGUUUGAUUCUGGACUUCGGCCAGUGUUUUACUUGCUGUUGGAGAUGGGAGAUGACGUUCCUUAUUAUUCCACGGAUCCGGACGAAUUCGAACCAUGUCUGAAAAUACUGUUUGAAGAAGCCGUCGCAUGUACCCAUGAUGUACACCAGAUCGAACCGUCUCUUCUUGGAUCGUUAAUUUUUGAUCCGUACAUAUUCCUAUCUUCAAUGGGGCUGAUGGAUCCCGUCAUUGAACAACGGAGGGUUUUCCUAACGCUAGCUUAUCAGAAAACUAUCAUUCCAUUGAAGGCCUACGCUGCUCGAUACCUACAAUUCAAGGAACUGUUCUUCACAAAUGUAGUGGAGUACGUAGAAGACGUUCGAACGAAUAAGACAUCACUGCAGGUCAAGGAAGAGAUCUCUUUUCAAAUACGUAUGCGUGAAAGCUUGGAGCGAACUCUACCCUUGAGUAUAGUUAUUGGAUCGUUUUGGAUCAAUGUACGGCCACUUCGUGAAGCACUCAUUCAAAAACGUCAAGAUCUUACAGCUGCACUGCUGAAAAUGCUCACCGAACGGCUUUGCACCAAAACGUCUGAUGUCGUUGGCGAAUAUAAUGAAAUUAAUGAGAAAAUGUGCGAAAAACCUGUUUCCAUCGAACAUAUUUACGAUAUCCGCGAGUUUAUGGAAAAUAUACCGGAUUUGCUGCAAAACCUAGAAGAUCGCAUGAAGACGAUUGUGUUCGAAUACGAAAUCUUGGAGUUUUUCCGUCACGCUCUUCCCGAUGCAGAUUUCUAUCAAAAGUGGCACGCUUUGGCAUUUCCGCAAGCAAUUAUGAAGCAGAUGGUCGCUGUUCAAGAGUUCCAUGAAAGCGAAGUGGACCGAUUCAGAAAACAGCAAGUCAGCGAUGAGGUGGAGUUUGGCGGAAAAGUUGAAGGAGUUAAUGUGUACAUUUCAAAGUUCACGACAAUCUACGACGUUGCUAAGGUGGCGGAAAUUUCAAUUGAAGUGAAGAAACUUUGGAAAACGAUCAAUGAAUUGAUUCAGAACGGAGAAACACUGAACAAACGUCAAGAGCUGUUUGAACUGGCUGCAAUUGAUUUGUCCAAUUUGUUUGAGUUGAAAGAAAGUUUCGAAAGCUACAAAAAAUUGUGGACUUUUGCAGCCGAGUAUAUCAAUGUGGAGGAAAGUUGGAGAGAGAAUCCAUUAUCCAGCUUGGAAGUUGGUACUAUCGCCAAAACAGUAGAUUAUUAUAGAACAUCUUUCCAGAAACUGUUGGAUUCAUUCAAUGAGCAACCCCAAAUAGGAGAAGUAGUGCAAAUAUUCUUGGAAAGAGUUCAAACAUUCGAACCACAUCUGAAAAUUAUCGAACUACUGCAACAUCCACUAUUGGAACCGAUUCAUUGGGCUCAGCUUGCUAGAGCUGCUGGUAUCAAAGUAAAAGUAUCACUGGCCACCAAUUUUCAAUUAUUCUUAGAACACAACAUCCAUCAAUAUUUGGAAGUACUUUGCGACCUUAUCCAGAGGGCCCAGGAGCAAAAAGAAGAAACGGAAAGGAUUGAAGCCGAACAAGAGGAAACCAGACGCAAGGAACAAGAAUAUCAGCGCAACAGGGAGAUGAGACGCUUGCUAAGGACGGAAAUUUGAUUUAUUGUUUCACUUCAGUUGAAAAUAAAAAAGGCCCAAGUUAUGAAUAA
Molecule: messenger RNA, 3033 nt
Organism: Aedes albopictus (Asian tiger mosquito)
Lineage: Eukaryota; Metazoa; Arthropoda; Insecta; Diptera; Culicidae
Gene: sac
Product: dynein axonemal heavy chain 1
Exons: 3
Coding region: 29-2983 (984 amino acids)
Biological process (GO): microtubule-based movement
Cellular component (GO): dynein complex
Molecular function (GO): dynein light intermediate chain binding; minus-end-directed microtubule motor activity; dynein intermediate chain binding
Source: RefSeq, a predicted model, not a curated record